AUGAAGGGGGGCCUUUGCGAGGGUCAAACGGCCAGAGUCUGUUGUCAAGCACGGCGGAUAACACGUCCAACGGCCAUCGACAUGGACACGACGAGAGGCGGAAGAGACGUCGAGGCUCGGGAUGGAGGAACCAAAAAGAAAUGCCAAGCGACGAGACCCGACGAUAGCGACUCCGGGGUCGGGGGACCCAACGCCGUUCUUAAAGGUUCACCGUGCCGUCAAUCCAUCCAUCCAUCUGUCUCGUGUGCCUGGGCGGCACAGCGCGCCGCGCUAACUAGCCUGGAAGCUUGCUGCCCUCCACCUCCACCCCAUGCCUGCCUCGCAUCGUAA
Purpureocillium lilacinum is the source of this 330-nucleotide messenger RNA. The record is from RefSeq and is a predicted model, not a curated record. NCBI's taxonomy places the organism in Eukaryota, Fungi, Ascomycota, Sordariomycetes, Hypocreales, Ophiocordycipitaceae.